Amaranthus tricolor (Joseph's coat) is the source of this 1646-nucleotide messenger RNA. Its product is annotated as alpha-amylase-like. Gene Ontology annotation, biological process: carbohydrate metabolic process. The record is from RefSeq and is a predicted model, not a curated record. Gene Ontology annotation, molecular function: alpha-amylase activity; calcium ion binding. The transcript has 4 exons. Lineage: Eukaryota; Viridiplantae; Streptophyta; Magnoliopsida; Caryophyllales; Amaranthaceae. Bases 35 to 1330 code for a protein of 431 amino acids.
CUUGUUUUCAUCUUCCUUUUAGAAGCUUCUAAAAAUGGGAAUAAGCAUGAGAAGUAUAAACCUUGUCACUCUUGUUUGCUUGUUUAUUUCGUACUUUCUUCUUAACUUGGCUAAUUCUACCUUAUUAUUUCAAGGUUUCAAUUGGGAAUCUUGCAACAAAGCUGGAGGACUAUACAACUCACUGAAAAACUCCAUUGAUGAUAUUGCACGAGCUGGAAUUACACAUGUUUGGCUUCCUCCUCCAACUCAAUCAGUUUCCCCUCAAGGAUAUUUACCGGGAAGAUUAUAUGAUCUUGACUCCUCCAAGUAUGGAAAUCAAGCUGAUUUGAAGAGUUUAAUCAGUGCCUUCCAUGGAAGAGGGAUCAAGUGUCUUGCCGACAUAGUCAUCAAUCACAGAUGUGCUGAUAAAAAAGAUGGUAGAGGAAUCUGGUGCAUUUUUGAAGGUGGUACUUCUGAUGAUCGUCUAGAUUGGGGUCCAUGGGCUAUUUGUAGGGAUGACACUCAAUACUCAGAUGGUAGUGGCAACCCAGAUACUGGGGCUAGCUAUGGUGCUGCUCCAGAUAUCGACCAUCUUAACCCAAGAGUGCAAAAAGAGUUAAUCGAUUGGAUGAAUUGGCUUAAGUCUGAAAUCGGGUUUGAUGGGUGGAGAUUUGAUUUUGUAAAGGGAUACGCACCAAGCAUUACUAAGAUUUACAUGGAGAGAACGAACCCAGAUUUUGCAGUUGGAGAACUUUGGGAUUCAAUAAACUAUGAUCCAGAUGGUAAACCUGAUUAUAAUCAAGAUGGUCCUAGAAAUGAAUUGGCUGCUUGGGUUCAAAAUGCUGGUGGUGGUGUUAUUUCUGCUUUUGAUUUUACAACAAAAGGUGUUCUUCAAGCAGCUGUUGAAGGAGAAUGGUGGAGAAUGAAAGAUUCAAAUGGAAGGCCAAGUGGUUUGAUUGGAAUCAUGCCAAGAAAUGCAGUGACUUUCAUUGAUAAUCAUGAUACUGGCUCCACUCAAAGAUUAUGGCCUUUUCCUUCUGACAAAGUAAUGCUAGGAUAUGCUUAUAUCUUAACACACCCUGGAAUUCCAUCCAUAUUCUAUGAUCAUUUUGUUGAAUGGGGAUUGAAAGAAGAAAUCAUAAAACUAACAACAAUAAGGCAAAGAAAUGGAAUAACAGAAACGAGUAAUGUGAAUAUAAUGGCAUCAGAUGCAGAUGUAUAUGUAGCAAUGAUUCAAGGAAAGGUCAUAGUUAAGCUUGGCCCAAGAUAUGAUGUUGGGAAUCUAAUUCCCUCCAAUUUUAAGGUGUCAACCUAUGGAAAGGAUUAUUGUGUCUGGGAGAAGCAAAGCUAGCUACUUCAAGAGAUCAUGCAUCCAUUCCUACAUAAUUAACUAGCUAGCUUCCUAGCUAAUAGUAGUGCUUAUUAGAAUAAUGCACAAUCAAUAAAAUUAAACCACCAUAAUUAAUGUUAGCUAGUAUUUAAUUUCCUAGUUAUGACAUUUUUCAAGAGAUAUAAUUUGUAGUACCAUGCAUGGUUUAUUUUCAUAUAAAAUAACCAUGAUCAUGAAUAAAAGUAUCUUGCCAUUAUUCAAUCAUGUAAUUGGUGCAUGUUAUAUUCAUGCUCUCAAAGCAUUAAAUUAUGUAAUGAAUAAAUUAAACUAAUGAUAU